Aedes aegypti (yellow fever mosquito) is the source of this 2504-nucleotide messenger RNA. RefSeq names its product apolipoprotein D. The record is from RefSeq and is a predicted model, not a curated record. The transcript is spliced from 7 exons. Gene Ontology annotation, molecular function: retinoid binding; pigment binding; retinol transmembrane transporter activity. NCBI's taxonomy places the organism in Eukaryota, Metazoa, Arthropoda, Insecta, Diptera, Culicidae. The coding region runs from base 1258 to 1878 and encodes 206 amino acids.
UUGGCGGUUAGUAGCGGGCAGUUUGCCGAACGACGCGGUUCCAAAUUCGACUGUUCACUAAAGGUGCUUGUUGACAGUGAUUGUAACGAAAACUUUUGAAAAAUGCUGCGUUAUAGUCUGCUUAUGGUGGCGAUGGUGAUACUAUCCGCAUCAAACACCUGUGGAUACAUCGUGAAGGAUGGAAAUUGUUCUGUGGUGUCUAGCAGCAUGCCGGUGGUGACCAAUUUCGAGAUUGAAAAGUACCUUGGAAAGUGGUAUGAAAUCGAGCGGUACGAACAAGACUUCCAACGAAAUCUGGAAUGUGUGACGGCGGAGUACACCCAAAGCAAAUUGGACGAAUCUUUGGACGUCAAAAGCAAAGGAUUUCUAGCGUCAAAGGAUGCUUAUGCCUCAUUUGCAGGAAUCGCGGUUAUGUCCGACCCAUUAUCCAAUCCUGCCGUGGGGAAACUGAACGUCACCUAUGGAAUCAAAGCCAACGGGAUCUCCAACUAUUGGAUUGUGGACACCGAUUACGAAAAGUAUGCCGUAGUCUACUCGUGCACUCCAAUAGAAGAUUCUGAAUCAGUUAUAGAGGGAUACUGGCUGCUCUCUAGAACGCCUGCACUCACUGACGAGCCCCAGAUUAUGGACAAACUUCAAUAUCUACAGUCGAAUUACUUUGUUCCAUCGCACGUUAGGCCCACCAAUCAAAGCGAGUCAUUAUGCCGGAAAGAACCCGAAAUACCACCCGUUCCAGUAGUGGACGUUCUACCACCUUUACCAUGAAACUUGGGUUUGUCACAAUCCUAUUUUAACUGGGACGCCUGAAAUCCUCCGCCUAAUGCGAUAUCUUCUGGUCCAAAGUUACCUGAUCUAACCGUUAAAUACUCUCACUUUCAACCGCAAGAGUGUGAAUCUCCAUUAAUACUCUUUCCUCUUCGACAUCCGUCCACACAAAAAUAGCUCUCUGCAAGAGACGAUAAGUUAAUGUUAUGUAAAUAAAUACAACUGAUUAAAAACUGUAGAAACAAACAGAGACCGGCAAGCUUGCAAGUAGCGAGCGAGUUCAACCGGUCGUAUGUGCGCGAUUGGCAUUUUAGUAUCAUUCCGAACAUGACCGACUCUGGUGCUGCUGGUCGUCGUCAUCAUCGUCAUAGACUCUGGAGAGCUGAUUGGCUAUCUCGUUUUGUCGUCAGCAGCACGCCUACCUUCGCGAAGGAAUUUUUGUGAUCUGGUUGGUGGUCAACGCGAUCGGUCAGUCAGUCAGUGGGAGUAAAGAUGAGCGUGUUGAUGACACUACUGUCGGCUACGCUACUGUUGAUGACCUCAACGGGGAUCGUAUGCCAGCGAAUUGUUCAACAGCCCUGCCCUGACCCGGAGACGCGACCGAUUGUGAAAAACUUCGAUCUGGAGAGGUAUAUAUCCGGUAGGUGGUACGAAAUUCUACGAUACGAUCAGUAUUUCGAAAAAGAUUGUGACUGUGGUUACGCCACAUAUACUAUCAAACGGCUAAACACUCUCAAGGUGGAAAAUUGCUGCGAACGAUUGCCCAACACCAGCAUCCAUUGCUCCAUAGGAAAAGCAGUUGUUAGCUUUCCGAACGCUGUCCCUCUGGAAGCCAAACUAAAUGUAACGUUUGGAGGCCCACCAAACAAUUCCAACUAUUGGAUCAUGGAUACGGACUACGACAACUAUGCCAUCAUCUACUCGUGCAAGAAUCUAUCGGACAACAAAUCAGCUGAAGCCGCAUGGGUGCUGUCCAAGCAGCGAACCAUCAAAGCAGAUGUUCGCUCCAAAGUCGAUCAGCUUGUAGAUCAAUAUCUGGUUCGGGCUGAUAUGCGAGUGACGGAGCAAAGCCAAUCAAUAUGCAAAUACGAAGAGAUGCCGGCCAAAAACUAGUCUUAAUUGAUCCGCAAAACUUUGCAUCGUAGUAGAAAGUUCCUACCGCAACUCAUCAUCAUCAGAAGCCCUGUCAGCAUCACCGCCACUACCCUAAAGCACAGUGAACAGAACAGAAUUUCCCGAGAAAAACAUCCAAUCCUGCAGGCGAUUUUCUUCAACCAAAGUUGGAGGUGAUUAUUUCCAGGGACCAAAGACUGCACAAGAUGCACCCGACAUGGCCAAACCGGAAGCCGGUGUGGAACAGAAAACAGGAACUCAUCCGCUUCAAUUUGCCAUGUCGGACAAAAACGGAACCGCAAAACUUUCGAUCAAAUUUCAUUUAAUCUGCACGAGAGGAAGAAACCCCGGUUUUACAACACAGCUAAUGAAUGGAAGGCACUAGAAAUGGAGAGUUGUUGAAAUUUGCAAUUUCGGGGCGCAAAGUUUUGUUCGAUGACAGAGCUUUUAGAUGUAGUUUUUCUUAUAUUAUUUCAGUUUAUUUAGGUUAAUUAUACUGAACGAUAACAAAUCGAUGUUGUUUGAAAAUUUUGCUUUGAUAAUAAGAAUUCGAUAGGUUUUUGUUAAAAGAUUAACAAACUGAUUAACAUGAUCUGGUGAAAUAAACAUUUGUUUGCAUAAUAAAA